Paramecium octaurelia is the source of this 1747-nucleotide messenger RNA. Lineage: Eukaryota; Ciliophora; Oligohymenophorea; Peniculida; Parameciidae. The record is from the annotation of a GenBank genome assembly.
AUACAUUUUUAUAUAAGAUGUAGUAGCAGCCUGAGUUUGAUAUGAAGGAGAUAGAAGAAGUGAUCAAAAAGAAGUGCAAGGAGAGAGAGGACGAAAUUUCAAAGCAAGUCAAUGAAGAAUUAACCAAAUACAAAACAGAGUGUGAAAAAUACAUAGAGACAAUACAAAAAGAGCAUGAAAGAAUACAAAAGGAAUAUGGGUAAGACUAAGAAAAAUUUAAUAAAUAAUUAAAGGAGAAGAUCAACUAAGUUAAGGCUCUUGUUGAUAAUGAAAAGAAUAACACUAAAAAAUUGAUAGCCAAUGCUCAAUAGAAAGUUGUUGAAAUUACACAAAGCUCAUUUGAUAAUUUAGUUUAAGUGAAGGAUUAGGAAAUAGAAAACUUAAAGAAAGAACAAUAAAAGUUGUAAAGCUAAAUUGAACAAUUAGAGAAGGAAAGGUAAGAACAUAAUGCUUAAAUUGAACAAUAAAAUUUAGAUAAAGUAAAGUUAAAGAAGGAUUUUGAUAAUUUAACAAUUGAUUUUAAAAAAAUAUCCGAAUAGAAACAGUUAGAGGCUUAAGAGGAAAUAAAGAAAAACGUCAGAUUAAUCUAAGAAGACUAUUAAAAGAUGAACUAAAAACAAAUAUAAGAGCAUGAAAGGGAAAUGGAAACAUUUAAAUAUUCCUUACAAAAGACCAUUAAUAAACUUAUGGAAGAAAACAAUAAAUUAUAAACAUAAUUAACCCAUGCUGAAAUUGAAAAAAUAUAAAUGAAUUAAUCAUAGUAGACUUUAUCAGAAUGUAAAUAAUGUAUCCAAGAUUUAUCAAAUUCCAAUAUUGACAAGGAAUCUUAUGAAUUGCUGUAAAAUACUAUUAAAGAAUAUGAAUAAUCAGUUCAAGAGAUGGAGACUGAAAGAAUAUUGUUUUUGUCUACUAAAUCUUAAUUAUCUGAAAAGGAAUAAGAAAAACAAUAGAUGGAAAAAAAAUUGGAAUCAAAAUAGCAAGGAAUAGAAAAAUUAAAAGCAAGAAAUGAAAUUUGUGAAUCCAAAUUAAAAGCAUGUUAAGACCAAAUUUUGAAAUUACAGAUAUAACUUAAGGAAAAGUCAGAACUAGAGGAUAAAGCCAAAGAAGUUUAGUAAAAGUAUUAGCAAUAGCUUUUAAAGUUGAAAGAAAAUUUUGAUAAACAAUCAAAAGAAUUAUAAUAAUACAUGGGUGCUUUAAAUGAUAUUACCAAAAAGCUUGAAGAAGAAUAAAUCAAGAAUGAUUAAUUAAAAUAAGAAUUUGAAUAGGAAAAAAAGAGAUUAUAAGAAGAAAAUAGAAGAAAUUAAGAGAUUCUUUAAAGAAAACAUGAAGAAGCAAUUUUGUAUUAAAUUAAAUCUAAUUUAGAUAAUAAACCUAAAGGAUCGAGUAAGAGAUAUUAGAUUAAAGAGGAAAAAUAGUCGAAAUGGAAAUGAUAAAACAAAAGGAAAAGCUCAAGCCAACUAAUAAUUAAUUAAGCGAAGGUAUACUUCAUAUUUAAUUUUUAUUAGAACAAAUUCAAAAUAAGCUAUCAAAAAUUAGUGAGCACUUACAUAAUUAUAGAAGAGCAAUGACUUAAGGUUUAUAAAUCAAAGGUAACAAAUUAAUCGAAUAUAAUUAGAAUGCUUAUUAUCUGAAAUUGGUUAUUUUGAGAAGCAAGCAUAAAUGUAUCCUAUUGACUCAUUGAUGGACACUGCAAUAACAUCCUAUUGAUAAUGAUAAAUAUAUAUCUAAAUGAAAAAGUAUUGAUUAG